AUGUUCACCAAUGCCGCGAACUCGACACCAGCCGUGCCCUCUCGCAAUGCUCUCCGGGUUCUCCGUCAGCUUGCCUUCGCUGGGUCUACUGUUGGCAGCUUUUGUGGGGUUGCAGUCAUUACCUACGACGUUCACCGUCGGGUGCGUGUAGCCGAGCAAAUUAUCGAGAACAAGCGUACGCUGCACACUUCUGCGCCUAAUUACGAUGCGACCGCCUCUGCCCAACGUUUGGCGUUGAUGAUGGAGGCAGCAGAGGCUGGGGAAUUCAUGGGAUUAGCUUCCAUGAAGAGAAAGAAGGGGUCUCUGCCAAUUGCCAAAGAAAAUGCGCUAGCCGAUCAAACUGAUGCCACCAUCUCACCACCUACCCGAGCACGUCCUGCACCGCGAUGGUUUCAGACUGGACCAUACUAUCAAUCCUCACCGCCUGCUCCUGACAGCGCGACCGAAAUGCGACUGAGGGCUGAAAAUCGGUUAGCUCUGGCCCGUGAGGCUCGAGAAGCUGAAAGUGCACGUGCAGCCGGAGAGCUCCCGCUCGAGGAUCGAAUCCGAAAUUUGAUACACGCAGACCGGGAGAUCGAAGCCGCUCAGGUCUUCAUGGAUAAUGUUGAAGCCGUCAAGGAAAACAAGAUUUCCUCGGAUCGGCGAGGCCUUCUGCGCCAACUCUUCGCGGCCAAUUGCAUGAAAGGAAAUAUUUUCAUCGCACGCUCUUUGUUCAAGCACAUGGAGAAGCUGUCUGAGGUCGAUUCAGAGGUGUGGUCGACUAUGAUGCACCUUCUUGCUAAAGAGGGACAUAUCGAGUCCGUGGGGGCAAUCUUCGAGAAGCACCAUGCGAAACUGACGGUUCCGCAUCACUUAUUGGAGGUCAUUGUGCGAAGUCUCUUGGAAUCACGCCGGUUGACUGCAGCCAAAUACCUCUUUUAUGCGCGCAUCAAGCACGAUGAUAACGGAGGGCUAUGUGGCGCAUAUCUAGAUGGACUCUGGAGAAAGACUCGGAAGAUUGAGUUGCUCAAGGCUGAAUUCAAGAGGAUUAUUAACGCGCUGGCGGAGCUCGAUCGGAGUCCAUCAGAGAAGAUAUUCAAUCCGAUGAUAAAGGCCUACGUUGAGUCUGGCAAUUUCGAAGCUGCUGAGGCUCUGGUCGUGGCCAUGCCAUCGGAGUUUGGGGUGAAGCCUGGAUGCCGCACCCUCGGUCUCGUUGUAUACGGCAAGGCUCUUCAAUGCAACUGGGACGGUGUGUUGAAUGGCCUGCACGAGAUGUAUGAGCUCGGAUUCGCUAAGGACAAGAAAAGCUUUGCAUUGGUCUUCGACCGUGUUUUCUUGGAGUACUAUCCGACACACUCCGGUCCUGAGGUCUUCGAUUUCUUGAUUGCUUGCAUCAAUCAAUUUGAGAUUCGACCUGACAAGAUCCUUCACCGGCACAUCAUUGAGGCACUUGUUGAGCGAUGCGAUCCAAACUGUUUGAGAGAAAUCGGUGAGUUGGCCGAAAAGCACCAUUGGAAUACAGGACUCGAUCAGUACGAGCUGGUCAAAACCCUUGAAGCUCGGCGUGUGGCCAUGCAAGACACACCGGUGGGUAUCUGGCGGAUGCUUCAGGCUGCCAAGCAGCAGUACGGAUCCGUCGCAAGCAACCGGCGAUUUAUGGGCUCAGACGCCGACAAGUACUCGCUGCGAGAUCAUGUCUUGCAACCAAUUCACCGAGGCGCCGAUCAAACAUUCCCAGAGAGCAUGAAAAAUCUCGUGAGCGCAAAAUCCAUGAAUACCUACAUGGCGCUUUCGAAGCGACAAGAACACCAUAUCCAUGCUGGGAAUUUCGCAAAGGCUCUUGCUGCCUUCCAAAAGGCAAGCCAAUCUGGCCAUCCCAUUAAACCAAUCAACAUUCAACUGGCUGUCAUCUCUAUUCUCCUCGACCGCGGCAUUUCUGGCCUCAAAGAGGCCCAAAAAGUGAUCAAGUCCGAAUGGUCAUAUUGGUCAAGGCUCCCAAAGACGCAGUACUCCGCCAGAUAUCCUCGAUUUGUUCCGAUUUUUUUCCAACAAAUAUUGCAGAUCGAACAACGCCAGACGUCUGAGACCACAUUGCUCAACAUGUCUUUGUUUGAAUUCUAUAAGCUUUGUGAUGAGACACCCAUUUUCAAUGUCAAGCACCACUUGUCUGUAUCAAUAGCCCGGCGCUUGAUCAAGGGCGGUCAAAGCCAGAGUGCAAUCGGGGUGCUCACAGCUGUCUACAUGUCCACGUGGCGCAAGUCUCACGGGUUCGAUCAAGUGCAACUCAAGAUGCUCAUGCGGGCCUUUGCAAUGACGGGUCACCUGCGCGGUGUGUGGUGGUGCAUGAUGACGGUGCUCUCUCGAGAAGAGCCCGUCCGUCACUACUUUGUUGUCGAAGCCAAGCGCUUACUACCGCUACUGGAAGCCCAAGAUUCCGCGCGGGGUCUGGCUUCGCAGCAAAGACGCAAUGUGCAAACGCUCCUUGACAUUGUUGUGGCGCUAGAGGGCAAGGCUGCUGGCCAGCCAGACUGGAAAGACCUCCGCGUCAACUCACAGAAAAAGAGCCAGCAACGAGCGACGCUCAUGAGGCCAGGCGACCGUGAAGUAGACACCCUGCCUGCUAUGAGUGUCCAAAAUAUGGUCACGGCCUUUGAUGAGGAGAUGGAAAUGGAAUUCUUGCAGAAGCGAGCGCAGCAGGACUUUUCCACUCUUCAAAGCUCAUGGGAAGAGGGCCGGAUGGUCUCUGAGCGUCUUGUACCGCCUGAGGACGCAGAGUAUCCUGCAGUUGUCCCUCGGCGCGAGUCGGCCGCGGCUUGA
Molecule: messenger RNA, 2796 nt
Organism: Penicillium oxalicum
Lineage: Eukaryota; Fungi; Ascomycota; Eurotiomycetes; Eurotiales; Aspergillaceae
Product: pentatricopeptide repeat protein
Exons: 1
Coding region: 1-2796 (931 amino acids)
Molecular function (GO): protein binding
Source: RefSeq, a predicted model, not a curated record